This is a messenger RNA of Calidris pugnax (ruff), 3075 nucleotides long. It is a transcript of the gene GRK3, whose product is annotated as adrenergic, beta, receptor kinase 2. Gene Ontology annotation, biological process: protein phosphorylation; G protein-coupled receptor signaling pathway; regulation of signal transduction. The transcript is spliced from 21 exons. Gene Ontology annotation, molecular function: ATP binding; G protein-coupled receptor kinase activity; G protein-coupled receptor binding. The coding region runs from base 70 to 2136 and encodes 688 amino acids. The record is from RefSeq and is a predicted model, not a curated record. NCBI's taxonomy places the organism in Eukaryota, Metazoa, Chordata, Aves, Charadriiformes, Scolopacidae.
UCUGCCGCCUCGGGGGCGGCUGCCCCCGGCGGAGCCUCCAUCUGCAGCCCCGGCGGCGGGAGCGGGAACAUGGCGGACCUGGAGGCGGUGCUGGCCGAUGUCAGCUACCUGAUGGCGAUGGAGAAGAGCAAGAGCACCCCGGCGGCCAGGGCCAGCAAGAAGAUCACCCUGCCCGAGCCCAGUAUCCGCAGUGUUAUGCAGAAAUAUCUUGAGGAAAGGGGUGAAUUAACCUUCGACAAGAUCUUUCAUCAGAAAAUUGGAUUUUUGCUCUUUAAAGACUAUUGCAUGAAUGAGAUUGAUGAAGCCGUCCCUCAGCUGAAGUUCUAUGAAGAGAUAAAAGAAUAUGAGAAACUGGAUUCGGAGGAGGAGCGUAUGAGCCGGAGCCGGCAGAUUUACGACACGUACAUAAUGAAGGAGCUUCUCUCCUGCUCCCACCCUUUCUCAAAACAAGCUGUAGAUCACGUACAAACGCAUUUAGCCAAGAAACAAGUGCCAGCCAGCCUUUUUCAGCCAUAUAUAGAAGAAAUUUGUGAUAGUCUCCGAGGAAAAAUAUUUCAGAAAUUUAUGGAAAGUGACAAGUUUACUAGAUUCUGUCAAUGGAAAAACGUAGAACUAAAUAUUCAUCUGACCAUGAAUGAUUUUAGUGUACAUAGAAUAAUAGGAAGAGGGGGAUUUGGUGAAGUGUAUGGUUGCAGAAAAGCAGACACUGGAAAAAUGUAUGCAAUGAAAUGUUUAGAUAAGAAGAGAAUCAAGAUGAAGCAAGGAGAAACGUUAGCCUUAAAUGAAAGAAUUAUGCUGUCUCUUGUCAGUACGGGAGACUGCCCUUUUAUAGUGUGUAUGACCUAUGCCUUCCACACCCCCGACAAACUCUGUUUCAUUCUGGACCUGAUGAAUGGAGGAGAUUUGCACUACCACCUCUCCCAGCAUGGAGUGUUUUCUGAAAAAGAAAUGAGGUUUUAUGCUACUGAAAUCAUCCUGGGUUUAGAACACAUGCACAAUCGCUUUGUUGUCUACAGAGACCUAAAGCCUGCAAAUAUCUUGUUGGAUGAACAUGGGCACGUGAGAAUAUCAGACCUUGGGCUGGCUUGUGAUUUUUCCAAAAAGAAGCCCCACGCUAGCGUAGGUACCCAUGGAUACAUGGCUCCGGAGGUGCUCCAGAAGGGAACGGCGUACGAUAGCAGUGCGGACUGGUUCUCGCUGGGCUGCAUGCUUUUCAAACUUCUGAGAGGUCACAGUCCUUUCAGACAGCACAAAACCAAAGAUAAGCAUGAGAUCGACCGGAUGACGCUCACGGUGAAUGUGGAGCUACCAGAUUCGUUUUCUCCUGAAUUGAAGUCCCUUUUGGAAGGGCUCCUGCAACGGGAUGUUAGCAAGAGACUGGGAUGCCAAGGAAGAAGUGCACAAGAAGUAAAAGAACAUCCUUUCUUCAAAGGCAUUGAUUGGCAGCAAGUCUAUUUACAAAAGUACCCUCCACCAUUGAUUCCUCCCCGGGGAGAAGUAAAUGCAGCAGAUGCUUUUGAUAUUGGGUCAUUUGAUGAAGAGGACACUAAAGGCAUUAAGUUGCUUGAUAGUGACCAGGAAUUGUAUAAGAACUUCCCGCUGGUAAUAUCGGAGCGUUGGCAGCAAGAAGUAGCAGAAACUGUUUAUGAUGCAGUAAAUGCAGACACGGAUAAAAUUGAGGCCAGAAAAAGGGCUAAAAAUAAGCAGCUUGGCCACGAGGAAGAUUAUGCUCUUGGGAAGGACUGCAUCAUGCAUGGGUACAUGCUGAAACUGGGGAACCCCUUCUUGACGCAGUGGCAACGGCGAUACUUUUACCUCUUCCCAAACCGGCUGGAGUGGCGAGGAGAGGGGGAGUCUCGGCAAAACCUACUGACAAUGGAACAAAUAGUAUCUGUUGAAGAAACACAAAUUAAAGACAAGAAGUGCAUCUUACUGAGAAUUAAAGGAGGAAAACAGUUUGUCCUACAAUGUGAGAGUGACCCAGAAUUUGUUCAGUGGAAAAAAGAGCUGACAGAAGCUUUCACUGAGGCACAGAGGUUGCUGCGUCGGGCUCCAAAGUUUCUCAAUAAAUCUCGUUCCACGGUGGUAGAGCUUUCAAAACCACCGCUCAGCCACAGGAAUAGCAACGGGCUGUAGGAGAACCAGAGCACGUGGUUCACGUAGGGAAAGCCGUUUGGUGAACUUGUUGAGUUUCACACAAAUCCCUUACCAAGUGACUUUGUGCGAUCCCGGAGGCGGGAUCCGCUUAGAAGAGGAAGAAUUAAGAUGUUUACAGCGUUGGGAUAAUGUCAGAACUCUGUCUCUUGGAGGUUGUGGAGACUGGAACGAUGGCAAGUUGAUUUCAUGCUCCUGGCAGCGCUGGAAAUGACCCAGCGCAGAGGCUGGAUGUUUCUCCCACGCGUCCCUGCACCCUGGUGGUGUCCAAACCCUGGUCCGUUACUCUAGAACUACUGAUGGAAGGAAGAGAACUGUUUUUUUUUUUCUCUGCAAUACCCUCGUUUGGUGCGUACCAAGCCUGGAGAACUGAAGUGGUUACUGCUGGCUGGGACGACACUGGUGUGUGUGAUCCCCCAGGCCCCUCAGCUGCGGAAGGAGCUGCAGACUUGCCCUGUUGGAUAACCUUUAAUCUGUCGUGUUGCCAUGUUCUUUCCGACCAUUACUGCUGACUUUCUAAUAACCUUUCUCCAUACUGCUGAUGAUCAACAGUGUGACUCUUAUGCACUUCAAACGUACUGAAUUCUAACUGUCCUGUGGUUUAAAUGUUAUUGCUACUUCAUGGAAACGUUGAACUCAGAUUAUUCACUUGGUUUGUUGUACUCACUAAUAGUAGCUACCACCGGUUUGCUUCUUCUACGUAUAUGCAGUACUAUAACUGACACAAUAGAGUAAUAAUUGGUGAAGAGGAAUUUAUGGUAGCUUCAUCUAGUGCUCUGUUGUAUAAAUUGACUAUUUUAGCACAGUUUUUAAAAGAGCAGAUUCCUUUUGACAAGUUUACAGUGAACAUAAAGACAGUUCUUUUCCAUUUCAGGUCAAACUGCACUUUUUAAAGAUUAAAAAGAAAUGAUUCAAAUCCAA